This is a messenger RNA of Penicilliopsis zonata CBS 506.65, 1878 nucleotides long. RefSeq lists its product as hypothetical. Bases 110 to 1849 code for a protein of 579 amino acids. Gene Ontology annotation, biological process: tRNA wobble base 5-methoxycarbonylmethyl-2-thiouridinylation. Gene Ontology annotation, cellular component: nucleus; cytoplasm; elongator holoenzyme complex. The record is from RefSeq and is a predicted model, not a curated record. Lineage: Eukaryota; Fungi; Ascomycota; Eurotiomycetes; Eurotiales; Aspergillaceae. The transcript is spliced from 2 exons. Gene Ontology annotation, molecular function: acyltransferase activity, transferring groups other than amino-acyl groups; iron-sulfur cluster binding.
CUACGAGACCGCCACCUGCUGCGAUAGAACGAGAGAGCAGACGGCGAGAAACAUUGGGGAUCAGAAAAAUAGAGAGAGAGAACAAGGCUGUUACGAUAAUACUUACAGCAUGGCGACCAUGACAAUGACCGCCGCGCCACCGUCGCAGCGAAAGUCGAACAAGGCGUCGAAACUCCCACCAGAGAACGAGAGAUACAUGAGGGCGUGUUCAGAUGUCGCUAACGCACUGAUUCAAGAGUAUGAGGCGCAGAUGGAUCCGGGCAAGCCCAAGAAAGACAUCAAUCUCAACAAGUUGCGGGGACAAAUAUCCAAGAAACAUGCGCUUAGCACGCAGCCAUCGCUGACGGCGAUUAUCGCGGCCGUUCCUGAGCACUACAAGAAAUAUAUCUUGCCGAAGCUGAUUGCCAAGCCUAUCAGAACCUCGUCGGGUAUCGCUGUUGUCGCCGUGAUGUGCAAACCCCAUCGAUGCCCUCAUAUUGCGUAUACGGGGAAUAUCUGUGUGUACUGCCCGGGAGGUCCCGACUCGGACUUUGAGUACUCGACGCAGUCGUACACAGGGUACGAGCCGACAUCGAUGCGUGCGAUCCGCGCACGCUACGAUCCGUUCGAGCAGGCGCGUGGGCGCGUGGAGCAGAUCAAGUCGCUUGGCCAUAGUGUGGACAAGGUUGAAUACAUUAUUAUGGGUGGGACGUUCAUGUCUCUUCCAGAGGAGUACCGCGAUACGUUCAUCUCGCAGCUUCACAACGCUCUGAGCGGGUAUGAGACGAAGAACGUGGAUGAAGCGGUGCAAGCGGGCGAAAUGAGCAACAUCAAGUGCGUAGGUAUCACGAUCGAGACGCGGCCCGAUUACUGUCUGGAUACACAUCUGAGCAGCAUGCUCCGCUACGGGUGCACGCGGCUGGAGAUCGGUGUGCAAAGCCUGUAUGAGGAUGUGGCCAGGGACACCAACCGCGGCCACACCGUUGCUGCUGUGGCCGAGACGUUCAAGCUAGCCAAGGACGCCGGCUUCAAGGUGGUUAGCCACAUGAUGCCCGACCUGCCGAAUGUUGGGAUGGAACGUGAUCUGUUCCAGUUCCAGGAAUACUUCGAGAACCCGGAUUUCCGCACCGACGGGCUCAAGAUCUAUCCCACCCUGGUCAUCCGCGGCACAGGGCUCUACGAGCUGUGGCGGACGGGACGGUACAAGAACUAUACGCCCAACGCGCUGAUCGACGUAGUGGCUCGCAUUCUCGCUCUGGUGCCGCCCUGGACACGCAUCUACCGCGUCCAGCGUGAUAUCCCGAUGCCCCUAGUGACCUCUGGGGUGGAGAACGGCAACCUGCGCGAACUGGCGCUGGCCCGGAUGAAGGAUUUCGGUACGACCUGCCGGGACGUGCGGACCCGCGAGGUGGGCAUCAACGAGGUGACGAAAAAGAUCCGCCCGUCUCAGGUGGAGCUGGUGCGGCGCGACUACAUGGCCAACGGCGGGUGGGAGACCUUCCUGGCCUACGAAGACCCCAAACAAGACAUCCUGAUCGGCCUGCUGCGCCUACGCAAGUGCAGUCCCACGCACACCUUCCGCCCAGAGUUCACCGGCCAGCAGACAAGCAUCGUCCGCGAACUACACGUCUACGGGUCUGCCGUGCCGCUGCAUGGCCGCGACCCGCGCAAGUUCCAGCAUCGCGGCUUCGGCACCUUGCUGAUGGAGGAGGCCGAGCGCAUCGCCCGCGAGGAGCACGGCAGCUCCAAGAUCAGCGUCAUCUCCGGCGUCGGCGUUCGCAGCUACUACGCUCGUCUUGGGUAUACCUUGGACGGGCCGUACAUGUCCAAGACUCUGGAUCCGUACGAAGAAGAUGAAUUCGGAUUUUAAUCGGAAAAAAAAAAAAAAAAAAGGAGGGG